Messenger RNA from Quercus lobata, 1296 nucleotides. RefSeq lists its product as uncharacterized. Lineage: Eukaryota; Viridiplantae; Streptophyta; Magnoliopsida; Fagales; Fagaceae. The transcript has 3 exons. The record is from RefSeq and is a predicted model, not a curated record. The coding region runs from base 1 to 1296 and encodes 431 amino acids.
AUGAGAAAUGUUGUACUGAAGAAGGAGAUGAAGUUCCCUAAUGCAAAGGUGUUCAGAGCUGCUUUGAGGGAGUAUGCAAUCAAAAAACCUAUUGACAUCAAAUUCAAGCUUAAUGAGAAGACCAAGAUAUCAGUUCACUGCAAGAAUGGGUGUGGGUGGAGAUGUUAUGCAUCUCAAAUAAGUGGAGAGCUAACAUUUCAAAUUAAGACCUUGACUGAUGACUGUACUUGUCCCAAGUCUUUUAAAAACAGCCAAGCAACAUCAGCUUAUGUUGCUAAGAGGUUCAUUGAGGAUUUUAGCAAAAAUCCAAAUUGGGAGGUGAGUGGUGUACACAACCAUGUGAUGCAAAAUUUAUCUGUUGACCUAAGUGUAAACCAAGUGUAUAGGUCAAAGAGAAAGGCAAAGGAUUUGAUAAAUGGAGAUGAGCAACUGCAAUAUGGUGUCCUUAGGGACUAUGCACAAAUGAUAACCACUGUAGACAAGGGGAGUAGGGUUAUACUGCAGACAGAAAUGGCUGAGGAGACUUCCCAGCCAAAAUUUAAGAGGAUGUAUGUUAGGUUCAAUACUCAGAAGGUAGGAUUUUUAGGUGGAUGCAGGCCAUUUAUAGGUUUAGAUGGUUGUCACAUAAAGCACAGAUUUGGUGGGCAAAUCUUAUCUGCCACUGCCAAGGAUGCAAAUGACAACAUUUUUCCAGUAGCCAUGGCUGUUGUGGAACAAGAAACCAGGGAGUCUUGGAUAUGGUUUUUGGAAAUUUUUGCUGAUGAUAUAGGGAGGCCAGAGGAGUUUCAGUUGGUCUUCAUUUCUGAUAGGCAAAAGGGGCUUAUACCUGCAAUAGAGACACUAUUCCCUACCGUGGAGCAUAGAUACUGUGUGAAACACAUCUACAACAAUUUCAAAGUUGAUCACAAGGGAUUGGAGCUGAAGGAUGCAUUGUGGAGGUGUGCUGCUGCCACAACAGUAAGGGAGUUUGAGAGAUGCAUGCAGUACAUAAGGGAUUUGGAUGAAAAGGCAUAUGAGUAUCUUGCAAACAUUGCACCUGCACAGUGGACAAGGUCACACUUCACUCCUAGGGCCUUAACAGAUUGUUUGGUAAAUAAUUUGAGUGAGUCUUUUAAUGCAAUGAUAUUGAAGUCUAGGGACAAGCCUAUCUUGGCAAUGUUGGAGUGGAUUAGGGUUAGACUUAUGACUAGACUUUACACAAAAAGGGAAGGGAUACAGAAGUAUGUUGGAAAGUUGUGUCCAAGCAUACAAGAUAGGUUGGAGAAAUUGAAGGUUGAAAUUUCCUUUAUGAGGUAG